Protopolystoma xenopodis is the source of this 480-nucleotide messenger RNA. The record is from the annotation of a GenBank genome assembly. NCBI's taxonomy places the organism in Eukaryota, Metazoa, Platyhelminthes, Monogenea, Polystomatidea, Polystomatidae.
AUGCCUCCGUCGAAGCCCAUCCACGGCGGUCCCGGCGGCAACCUCAGCAACGCGAGCCACAUCGCUCUAGCGCACGGAAUGAAUCGGAGUCUGGCCGACGCCUUCUGCGAGGCCGACUUUCGAUGGCACUACUUUCUCGCCUCCAGUCUCGUCUGCCUCGCCUCAGGCAUCGCCUCGGUCCUCCUCUUCCGCGUCGCCGUCCACCUCUACGCCUGGGCCCGGACUCGUCUCAGCCGGCGUCAGUUGCUUUUGCAUCUUCACUUUCCACAUCGACGUCUGUGUCGACGUGCCGAACCGACGGAAUUGCAAGACGACUGGCGUCGACGUAAGCUAGUCCCGGCGUCGACUAGGCCCGGCCGACCGGCACUCCAGCCUCCCUCAGCCGUCUCGAGCCAUCACAAGCCCUUGGACGAGUUGGUCUGGCCGACCGAGUGGAAGGAUCUGGCGACCGAGUUGAUCUCGGGCCAGCGUCGUACUGGA